AUGAAUCCUUAUUCUUCUAAUUUUGAUUGUAUUAAGCAUAUUAAUACACUCUUUCCCAAUGAACAAUCACUUGUGGGCAUCGAUACUGAAAUUGAGAAGCUCCAAUCUGAGCUUACUCAACUAUAAUCCGAAUUAUAAGAGGACAUACAUGAACAUGCAGUCAUGCAAAAUAAAAUAUGGAGAGAUGUCUAAGAUGUAGAAUAACUCUCUCAAGGAAUAGUCACAGAAAUUCAAGAAAUCAAAUAGAAGGCAGAAAAAAGUGAAGACCUGGUUUAUUCAAUGUGCAAAGAUAUCAAAUCAUUAGACAUUGCAAAAAGAAAUCUGACAUUUUCAAUUGCUGCCCUUAAAAAAUUUAUUAUGAUGUUAACAGCAAUUGAAAAAUUGAAAGAACAUUGCAAAGAAAAGAAAUAUGCAGAAGUAGCUAAUCUACUCUCAGCAUUUACUGAAUUAUCACAAUAUUUUGUGAAAUUUUAAAACAUUCCAUAAAUUUUAGAGAUAACAGGAGAAAAAGAAUAACUGAUUAAGGAUUUGAAGCUAUAAUUAAUUGAUGAUUUCAUCAUGUUCUAAAAAGGCACUAAUUUAAUGCAAAUUAAAGAUCUAUAAGAUGCAUGUCAAACAGUUGAACAUCUGGGAUUGAAAUUCAGAGAUGAAUUGGUUCAGAAAGUAUGCAAAUACAUUAUAUCUCCUUAUUAAGAAUUGUUUCAAUAGAUUGAAAACAGAAGUUUGGAAACCACAGAAAGAAGGUAUGCUUGGAUGGCUAGAGUCAUUAAAGAUUUUGACACAAAAGCAUAAAAUGUAUUCCCAGAAUACUGGGCAGUACACUGUCAGAUUUAUUAUGAGUUUUGUGCUGUGACUAGGUUAUAAAUAACUGAUAUCUUGGAAACCCUUAAGGAUUUGGAUGUUGCUGUAUUAAUGAAAGCAUUACAAGCCACUCUAAAAUUCGAAUAGAAACUCAAUGAUGAAAUGAAGAAAAGAUACGAAGAAUGGCUAGGCAAAAAGAAUAGCAAUCAAUUUGCCAUCUCAGAAUUACCAAAAAUUAAAGGAGCCAUUUCUGAUAGUUUUGAACCCUAUUUACGACCUUAUAUAGAUAGUGAGGAGAAAGAGUUAAUGUAACACAUCUAAACUAUUUUAAACUCAGAUAAAUUGGAUGUUGAAGGAGACUUGAAAAUGUUGAAUUCAUCUAUGAGUAUGUUUGCCUACUUUAAAUAAAUGCUCAAAAGGGCAUCACAAUAUAGCAGAACACAGGUUAUGUUUGAUAUUUAAAAACUAAUUAAGAAGGCUUUGAAGAGGUAUUCAGAUGAGAUUACAUUCAAAAUAAAUUAGACUCGAAAUAAUGAACAAUUUUCAUAGAUCUACUGUUGUUUUGUGAUUAACACUGCUGAAUAUUGUAAAGAGACCAUCCCAGCAUUAUAGGAGAGUAUGGUAUAACAUCUCGAUUCCCCUUUUUCUGAUCAAGUAGAAUUAUCAAAUGAGGAAGAAUACUUCAAUUAAAUGAUGAACAAAUCAAUCGAGACUUUAUUAGUGUACGUUGAUUCUAAAAUAGAUUAAUUCUAUCAAUAAAUGCUAAAGAUUGAUUGGAAUGAAUUCGAGAAUAUGGGAGAUGCAUCUAAAUAUAUUAGAGACACCAUAUCCUUUUUGGAGGGACACAUUAAAAUAAUAAAAGAUUUAUUAUCAGAGUCCUAUCUAAUAUUUUAUUUGAAUAAACUUGUUGUGUAUCUGAAUAAUAAGUUUAUAAAUUCUGUUUUCAGAAUUAAAAAAAUCAGUGAGAUUGGAUUAUCCUAGUUGAUGUUGGAUGUUUCAGAAUUGAAGACAAAUUUAGUGAGAAUCUCAAAAUUGAAGUAAGAGUCUAAAUCACAAUAAUCAUUCAAUAAUUUUGUAUAGAAGACAUUGUCAAGGAGUGAUUCUAUUUUAAAAUUGAUUUAGAUGAGUAUUGAAAAAUUCGUCGAGAAUUUCCCAGAUUAUGCUAAGAAAUAUGAAUCUGCUCCUACUGAUUUAGAUAAGAUUCUAGGUCUUAAACAAUUAAGAAGACAAGAUGUUCCCUAAUUAAGUAAGUUUUUCACAAAGAUUAAUUGA
Molecule: messenger RNA, 2073 nt
Organism: Paramecium tetraurelia
Lineage: Eukaryota; Ciliophora; Oligohymenophorea; Peniculida; Parameciidae
Exons: 2
Biological process (GO): retrograde transport, endosome to Golgi
Cellular component (GO): GARP complex
Source: RefSeq, a predicted model, not a curated record